Molecule: messenger RNA, 155 nt
Organism: Scutellospora calospora
Lineage: Eukaryota; Fungi; Glomeromycota; Glomeromycetes; Diversisporales; Gigasporaceae
Source: the annotation of a GenBank genome assembly
GAAAAGAAAAAAUAGUAUAUAAAGAAAACAAAAUAGAAGGAAAAGCGCAAACAAAAAAUACCACUAUAGAAGUAGAAAAGGAAGAAAAUGAUACAAGAUAUCAAAGAAAUGAAGAAAAUAGAGAGAGAAGUAUUCUAAAGGAAAAGAGAAAGUGA